AUGUCGCAUCAAGGAGGAGCCGCGUACACCGUCGAAUAUGCACCCGAUUAUCGCCCACGCGAAAGGGAAAUUCACAAUGCGGUUUUCGACGCAAUGGGACGUCCAUUCAGUCGAAACGAAAGCAAUGGAAAAGGCGAUGUCAUGGGCAUCUUCUCGGGAAAGAAAAUUCGCUGGAAUCAUUUCGGCAAGAAAUACAAUUUGCGAAUCUCCGAAUACGAAUGGGAUUACUCCGAUAUUUUUGAUGCGCUGAUGAAGAAAAUCUACGAGGAGAGGUCGGAUUUUGAUGGAACUCUGGCUUACAUUGACAUUUAUGGAAGACAGUCAAUCAUCAAAGACGAUAAAUCUCUGCGUGAUGCGUUUACGGAAAGCAAAGGGAAAUUGAAGCUUCACACGACUCUCCCCGAGGGUGCCGUCAUUUCGGCAGCCGAUAUUGCGGGAAGAUCGAUGAGAUCACAGAGUGUUCCACCUGUUGUUGAACGUCAAGUGAAUGGAUACCAGACCUAUCCUGGCUCUCAAUCGAGAUCUCCAUCGUCGCUCGAUUCUGCUCCAGCACAUCUCGUUUCAAGAUAUUCACCACCAAGAAAUCGCUCGACAUCUCCUCAAGAGAACCAGGGAAUCGUUCAAUCACCCCCAUCAACUCUUCCACCAGGAGAAAAGGGAGCACAACUUCAACCAUGGCCUGUUGAAGCUCCCCCACCACCCGGCUACUACAAAGUGACCACCUAUCCAUCCAUGUACAGCCAAAAUCUUCUCUAUGGCAUGCCACCGCACAAUGGAAUGUUAUGGCGCUUCUUGGCCAACCCUUUCCCAUUCGGAUAUGGGAAAACGUGGGUUGGACCGAAUAAAUAUCACAGUUUCGGCAAUUUUCACGGUUUCUACCCGGGUUACGGUGGCGGAGGAAGAUAUAUGCACUCAACCUCGUGGGGACCAAUCUUC
Molecule: messenger RNA, 936 nt
Organism: Mesorhabditis belari
Lineage: Eukaryota; Metazoa; Nematoda; Chromadorea; Rhabditida; Rhabditidae
Source: the annotation of a GenBank genome assembly